CCUGCGCCACUAAUGGGCGGAAGCUGAACAGCGCUUCCCAUACACUCUUCAAGUGUGCCUACAGGCGCUAUAGGCCUUACCGUAAAAAAAAAAUAAUGAAAUAAAAUGAAUUCAGGAAAACACUCCCAGUGUUCUGAGCGAGCUACAAACAGCUGGGUGACUGGAGUGGUACUCGUAUUACAGCAUCGAUUACCCGUCCUCAUCGCAUCUCAUCACUCAGCUGGACAUCCAGAGUGGUAUAAGACUUCUACUCUCAUCACUUCUCACUCAUCGCUACAGGGAGAAGUAUAAUACUACACUACACAACUAAAAGCACUUACUGUGUCGCACAGACUUUUCAAAUAUUUCCGUAUCACGGCUACGGAGUUGAUCACAUAUAAUUCAGUUGUGGAACACUUCUCAGAUUUCUACAUAAUUUCAGAACUUGAAGCAGGGUCUACAGAGGACUACAGCGACUGCUGAUGGUUCCGUGACGUCAUUCCUUCUCUGAGAGACAGACUGCCGCCCUGUCAAGAUCGCCUGAGGAGCAUCUGUGACCUUCGCUUCGUACAUAUUUUCUCACAUCUUAGCAAUGGCGUUUUUCCUGCUUCUCUGGGGAACAUUAGGGACUGCAUUGGCUACUCCAACACAUCUCAAGCCAGGGGCACUCGUUGCGCCCUUGGGAACAGUGACCCUAGUGGAAGAUGCGUUGUUCGUCCGCUAUUCUUACUCCACUCUUCACUCAGUGCCGGAAGUCCUGAAGGGCGUUGCUUCAAGCUUAGCGGAGAUGGUUCGGCGAGUGGGGGUUGAACUCGCCGAACAGACAGACACACCAUCUUAUCCUCAUUCCACUUCUAUUUUCAACCUCCUAAAGACUCGCUUAACUUUUCUCUCUUAACAAACUUGCUACUGAUACUUACGACUUUUCUAAACACCCAAUGCAUGCUCGGAACAAGCGAGGAUUGAUCAAUGCUUUCGGUAAAAUUUCCCAAACUCUCUUUGGUACAGCAAUGGAUGAGGAUGUACAGGAUUUACGUGAACGCUUCAAUCAUCUUGUCAACAUUGCAACUAGUAAUAGACGAGUCAUUAAUAUGCACAGUAAACACAUUGCUAGUCUGGAAUCACAUUUGAAAGAUCUCCUUGGCCAUACCACCAUAAUCACCUUCGUAGUGUACUUAACGAUGCAAUAGUUCGCAUAGCUGAAUUGACGGACUUUGUUCUCGUAGAUCAGUCACUAGAAGUUCUAGAAUCCGCUCUAGAUGUCAUGUUUUCCUAUAAUUCUGUCCUCAUCCAAAACCUUGUUAAUGCCAGCCGGGGUAUAGUAACUGCUGCUCUUUUCCCUGUCGCUGAUCUAAUCAAGACACUUGACAUUGGACAGACUAUUUUCAAAUUACAACCUUUGUUUAACCGUGAUAUUGUGGAACAUCAUUAUCCCAUCUUAGAAACGGUUCUCACGCUUGAAGCUGUCGUCAUCUAUGUUCCUUUCAAAUCAAUGGACACCUUUCAUGCUUAUGAAAUCAUUCCUUUUCCAUUCUCUAUUAACACCUCUGUCCUAAUCCUAGACUUACCUCCUACUCUGGUUUUGAUUGCAAAGGAUUUUUCCGUGUAUACCACUACCUCAAGGGACUCGCUGAGUAGCUGCAUGUCAUCGUAUUUACACCGAUAUCACUGCGAUGCUACCCUUUUUAUUUUUCGCCCCAUUGUAGGGAAUAUGUGCGAGGUCAUCCUUACUCGUGUUCACGCAGAGGAUGCUCUCUUAACUUGUCCCUAUAGACAUAUAGUUCCACAGGCCAUUUUUCAACAUCCGUUCCAUGGUUAUCAUUACUUCUUCCCAACUCCCAUCCCUCUCGCAGUUGUUUGUCCGAAUGGUACAAUGUAUGAGAGGGUUGUUGGUCAUCAUGCAGUUCACAAUUUUUGUCAUGUUACGUCUACUAAUCUGACCACCUAUCCUAAACGUCUCUACGAAGCUUUUACUGUCAAUAUAUCUGCUCCUCAUCUUUUCCCUUUAUCUAUUUUGCAAAAUCUAUCUUUUUACAGGCUUUCUUAUGUUACUAACACCUUACAUGAAAUUAGAUUUUCAAACCAGUCAGAAUUUGCUCAAGCCUUAGAAGAGUCUCUUCCAGAGUACCUCGAUCCUGUUGUUUUCUAUCCUAGUCUCUUAGUUCCUAUUCUCCUGACCAUUUGCAUUUUACUUCCUCUCUUUAUUUGUGUUUACAAAGCGUUACGCCUUUAUUCUAAUCUUCAUGCUGCCAAAGUUGCCCAGCGGCGAUUUCACUCUCAACCAUGAACUUCCUGUAGUACACUUUAACACGGCUAGGUACACGAUUAGAAAAUUUCUAUGUAUGCUUUCUUUUUAUGCCACGAGGACGCGGCAGGUAUGUGACCGAGCGGUGUUAGGGUCCUUGUUUCUACACACAGCCGUGAGAAGCGAGGCUGAUCUUAGCGAGAAGCACAUCCUUUCAUUUUCAUGUGCAAGCACUUCUUAUGCUAAGUCAGUACACGUUCCCAAAGGCUCAGUGUGGGAACCUCUGGUUACUAGGUUAUAUAUAUGUAAUCAUAACAUCAUAGACAUAUAUUUAGUACUAUCAUAUAUUUUAUUUCUUUCAUUUAUAAUUAAGUGAUACUUUAACUAUUGUAACCAAUGCAUUUCUAACUGUUCUUUAAUAUAUGAGUCGGUCACCGGUGUCAGUGAGUUUUGUUGACGAGAGAUUGACAAGACGGAGCUACGUUAGUUGGAGUCUGAUGAAUACACGAGCUGGCCGUUGUGCUCCCCGGGCGUUUGCCAGGGAGCUGUGGACUGUGUGUGUGUACAAGACUAUCCUUGUGUAGUGUAAAUAACUGUAUUGUUAAUAUAAGGAAAACCCAA
This is a messenger RNA of Portunus trituberculatus (swimming crab), 2845 nucleotides long. RefSeq lists its product as uncharacterized. The coding region runs from base 1244 to 2266 and encodes 340 amino acids. The record is from RefSeq and is a predicted model, not a curated record. The transcript is spliced from 2 exons. NCBI's taxonomy places the organism in Eukaryota, Metazoa, Arthropoda, Malacostraca, Decapoda, Portunidae.